Cynoglossus semilaevis (tongue sole) is the source of this 5848-nucleotide messenger RNA. It is a transcript of the gene ppl, whose product is annotated as periplakin. The record is from RefSeq and is a predicted model, not a curated record. NCBI's taxonomy places the organism in Eukaryota, Metazoa, Chordata, Actinopteri, Pleuronectiformes, Cynoglossidae. The coding region runs from base 218 to 5482 and encodes 1754 amino acids. The transcript is spliced from 22 exons. Gene Ontology annotation, biological process: wound healing; intermediate filament cytoskeleton organization. Gene Ontology annotation, cellular component: membrane; cytoskeleton; cytoplasm. Gene Ontology annotation, molecular function: cadherin binding; structural molecule activity.
AGACACACAGCCACGCCCGCUCAUAGCUGAUUUGCAGGUACACAAGAAACUAAAAGUGAAGACUGUAGAUGAUUAGCACAGUUCCCCAGCGACAGCCGUGGACUGUGACGAGGUUAGAGGGACGGGCUUUCACAGAGGACACAGUAUCUGCGACAGAAGUCACACACAGUAAAAGUUCGCCGUCUUUCUUGGAAACAUCUGGAAGGUUACCGUCGCAAUGUUCAAGAAGAAGAGCAAGUCCACCGCCAUUACGCAGGCAAAGGCACCAGCUCCCUCCACCGAUCUGAGUAUCCUAAUUGAGAAGCUACAGAAGAAUGCCGAUAAAGUGGAGAAAAACAUCUAUGAUGUUGAGCAAAACCUAAACAAGGAUGUCAGUAAAAUCAAUGAGGGGAGGCAGCCACUCUAUCAGGAUGACACUAAUAAAAGAAUUCUUAAUUCUCUCGAACUGCUCACUGGCCUGGAUGAGGACGCUGCCAAUGCCAAGAUUCUUCAGCAUCCUCAGGCUGAGAUGAUAGAGCAAGACAUGAAACAGCUACGUGAGAGAGUCAUAAAACUGAGAGAGGAUCAUGACCGUAUCUACCACCUGAUUCGUACGGAGGGAGUGCCAACUAUUAACUGGGGAAACAUGAUGGAUGAGAAGCUGGAUAACCUUACAAACAAGGGCUUUGGACAGGAUCUACCAUCUGUGGAAAACGAGGUGGAAGAACACAACAUAUUUCACAGUGAGGUGGAGGCUCUGGCUCCUCACAUCUCUACGGGCGGUGACAAGGAGUAUGUCAGCAGUCUCCAGAUGAAGUACAACAAACUGCUGAAUGCUUCCAGUGCUCGUCAGCGUCAUCUGAUGAGCCUCCGAGACUACAUGCAGCGUUGUACCAAUGAGCUUUACUGGAUGGAUCAACAAGCUGAGGAGAGGAUUAAUUAUGAUUGGAGCGACGUCAACUUAGACUUCCCUGCCCGUCAGAGGCAGUAUGAGAAUUUCAUCAGCAAAUGCCUGGAGUCCAAAGAGGCCACCAUUACAAAGCUAAAUGAUGAUGGAGAGAAGCUGGUUGCUUCAGAUCAUCCGGGCAAAAAUGUCAUUGAGGCUCACAUGGAAGCCGUUCAUGCUGACUGGAAGGAAUACCUCAAUCUGCUCAUUUGUGAAGAGAAUCACCUAAAACACAUGGAUGAAUACCACAAGUACCAUAAAGAGGCUCGGGACACUCAGGACCUGCUCAAGCGUCUGGAUGCAGAGGUCAAUCAGAAGUACAACCCUGACUUCAAAGAUGUGUAUCAGACGGAAGGUCUCAUAAGGGAGCUAGAAGACCAAACCAAGGCCGUAGACCACUUUGAUGAACAAGUUAAAGCCCUGCAUAAGCGCAGCCUCCUGGUUUUGCCUCUGAAAUACCGCAGGGAAACUCCUCAGAAGCUCUUGCCGAUUGAAGCUUUGUGCGAGUUUGACACUGAUGAGGGGCAGAUUGUGCGUGGGGAGCGGUACACAUUACUCCGUAACAACGGGUCUAAAUGGGAUGUGAAAGAUCCAGCUGGACAUAAAGUCACUGCUCCUGCUGUCUGUUUCAUGAUUCCUCCCACUGAUCCCGAAUCAGUUGCUAUGUCGGACAACCUGAUGACUCAACAAACAGCUCUCAAACAAAAGAUGACAGCCAAUAUGGGAAAUUUGCAGAAGCAUUUUGAACAACUGAAGAAAGAGAGUGGCACUGACAAACAGGAGAUGCAGUGCCGUCAGCAGAUGGCUGGACUAGAUAAAGUUAUUAGUGACCUGGACAAACAGGAAAAGGCCAUUUAUACUCGGGUGCGUCCACCACUGGAGUCAGCCCGCCCAUUUCAGGACAGUGCUGACCGCCUGCAGGACAUGAAGGAUAUCAGUGCAGCUCUUUACAAGAUCGAGCCAGAGAAAUCCUCCAAAGUGCAGGAGGCAAAGAGUUUCUUGGUCUCAAACCCAAAUUGUACGAGUGCUUCUCAGCUUCACAGCAAAGUAGACGAAGCAAAUAAGAAGUACAACAAAGUUGAAGACCUCCUUCAGUGUUCGCAGGAGAAAUUGAAGAAUUCCAACCAGCUGGAGACAUCACUUAAUAAUGGGAAAACGUUUCUAUCUUCAUAUGAGAACAAAUUGGCCAGGGAGGAGGUUGCUCCAGCUGACAUUUCUUCAUUGGAGAAAACACAACGGGAGCUUGCAGAUGUUGCUUCAGACCUAAGAUCCAACAGGUCUGUGAUUUCUGAACUGGAGCAGAACCUGCGCUCUUCAAAAAGCAGCUGCAGCAACAUGGCUGCCAAAUUCCAGGAGCAUUGCCCAGACAUUGACAGGCAGGAAGCUGAUGUACAGAAACUGAGCAAGCGCUUCAGCAACCUCAACAGGCAGACUGACACCAGAUCUCAAAGCUUGCAGAGAGCCAAGAUGGCAUACAAAAAUUAUCGAAAUGAUUAUGACAAUCUAAACAGCUGGUUGUCGCGUGUCCCCAAUUACGAACCAAGGGAAACUGAUGACAUAAGACAAGUGGAGACCAAGCUUAAAAAUCAAAGGAAUUUGCUUUCUGAUAUUGCAAGAAAAGAGUCUGACCUCAACAAUGUUUCAAAAAAUGCCCAGCUCUACCAACAAGCAGUCAAAGACUAUGAGAAUGAAACUGAAAAAUUCAGGUCCAUCCUUGACUUGGAAGAUGGACUUGUUCCUCAGACAUACAAGAGAAGCAGACUUGAAUCUCCUGCAAAUAUAGUCAAAGCAGAGGAAGCUGCAAUUGAAGCUAAAUUUACAGAGGUAAAUGCUGUGAAUACCCAGCGUUUGCAGAAUCUGGAGUAUGCAGACAGCAUUCUCAGACAGCAACCGGAGGUGUCUGUAAUCCAGGCCACAAAUGUCAAAUCCGUCCAUGCUGCCCCAGGUGGAGAGCCUUGGAGAGUCAAGAAACAACUGGACGAUGAAGUCCAGAGGAGGGAGCAACUACAAAGAGAAAUUGAAAUGAUACAGACCGACAUCUAUGUCCUCGAAGGGCAGAAGCCCCAGGACACAAUUGUCAAGAAGGAGUUAAUCAAGAAGGUUGCCGAUCCCCAGCUGGAUGAGGAGAUUCACAAAGUGCAGCAGAAGCUAUCUGAGGAGCGACGCACAACCCAUGUUCUAGAGAAUGACCUCGAGGUACUCAAGCUGAAGUUGCGUGGUCUUGAAACAGAAGUGAAAGAAGGAGCACAGCAAUACACCGUGAAAGAAGUCCUGCGUAUUGAAAGAGAUCGUGGUCAAGAGGAUGAAAUGCGCAAGCUUCGAGAGGAACUUGAUGAGCUAAGAAGGCAGAAAAUGAUCAAAGACAACGAGCUGGUAGAGAUACAAAAGCAGGUCACUAUUCUGGCGGAGGAAAAGAGCAAGGAGCAAGAGGUUAUUACCGAGGAGGAGGUGAUCAAGGUUCAGAAUGACCCCCAGCUUGAGACAGAAUACAGAGUUCUCUUUGACAGAAAGCAGAAGGAGAUGGAUGGCAGGAAGCAGCUGGAGGAUGAACUGCAAUUUCUUCAAGAGAAGCUACGAAGGCUGGAAAAGGAAAAAGCCAUGGCAGAGGAGAAAGUGUCCAUCAAGGAGGUAUUGAAAGUUGAAAAAGAUAUGGCCUUUCAAAGGGAGGUAGAAAAUCUUCGGCGACAGUACGAAGAUGAGAAGACCAAACGAAGAUCAUCACAACGUGAAAAAACUGACCUCCAGAGGAAAAUUGCAAGUCUUGAAGAGGAGAAGUCUAAGGUGAUUAUUCAGGAGAAAGUACGAGAGAUUCUCCGCCCUGACCCAAAAGCCGAGAAUGAAGUAGCUAACUUGCGGCUUGAACUUGUGGAGCAACAAAGGCGCUUCAAAGAUUCAGAAAUUCAGUAUAGAUCUCUCCAGGAUGAACUGGUAAUGUUGAAGAACAGAGGGCCACUAGUGGAGGUUAAAGAGAUGAUAAAAGAAGUUAUCAAAUACAAGACAGACCCUGAGACUGAAAGAGAACUGGAAAGACUUCGCAAUGAAAUAGUAGACAAAACACACCAGACCGAGAAAUCUGAAAUGGAAAUACGCCAGCUGAAUGAUGAAAUCCAAAGAUGGAAGAACACUAAACCACAAGUGCAGACCAAAGAGGUAGUAAAUGAAGUGUUGCAGUACAGAGAAGACCCUAAGACUAAGGAAGAAAUUGAGAUUCUCAAAAGAAAACUAGCUGAUGAACAGGAGAAACGCCUGGAACUUGAGAGAGAACGAUCAGCCCAAGAGGAGAAGAUAAGACUCAGGAAGAUCGAUCUUUCGCAGGUGCGUCAGAAGAUUGUUCAGCAAGAAGUGGUUAAAGUUGAGGAAGACCCUCUCCUUAGGUCAGAGUGCGACACCUUUUCACUCAACAUUAGUAACGAGCAGAAACAAAAGGAGACCCUGAGAAAUGAGCUCCACCAACUUCAGAGACUGAAGUCUGACCUGGAUUUACAACUAGAAGAACUGGAGCGUGAGCGCAAGUCGAGGCGUGAUGCAGAAAUCGAAAUUCAGAGACUUCGCAUCAGACUUACUGAAUUGGAGAUGCUGGACAAAGAGAACCGCGAGAAGGUGACUGUUAAACAGAAGGUUGUCCUGCAGCAAGAUCCGCAACAGGAAAAAGAACACUGUAUUCUUAAACUGCAGCUGGACGAAGAGAAACACAAGCGUAUCUUACUGGAGAAGGAGCUGAACGCUCUCAUUCAACAGCAACUCACCCUGGAGAAAAUAGAUGUAAAAGAAAGAGUUGUCCGCACCGAAAAGGUUCAAGUUGAGAGGGACCCAGAGGCUGAACUUGAGAUUGAGAACCUAAAAAGAACACUGGAAGAAGAAAAGAGGAGAAAACGAGAUCUCGACCUGGAACUGUCAUCCAUCACCUCCAAGCUCUCUGACAUGGAAUUUACCAACACUAAGUCAACUAAAGAAUUAGAUUAUAUACGUGACGAAAGCAGCCGCAUGCAGCAAGAAAACCAAAGGCUGCAAAACGAGAUACGCAAGCUUCGGUCAGAGAUCGAGAUCACUAGCAAAGAGACUCGUCUUAUCACAGAGUCUGCGCCACGAGAAGAAGGAAGAAACCUGGAAAUGAGACUUGACUCACUGCAGAGAGAACUUGUUGAUUUAAGAGGUGUGACCACUCAGAAGGAUGAAGAAAUCGAAAGGCUCCAAAAGAACCUGUCAGCUGUAAGAAUGAAGCGGGAGCAAAGAGAGAGUCAUCUGCGCAGAUCCAUUGCUGUCAUCGACCCAGAUACAGGAAAAGAAAUGCGACCUGAAGAGGCAUUCAAGCUCGGCCUGAUCGAUUGGAAAAUGUUUGUUAACCUACAGAGCCAGGAAUGUGACUGGGAAGAGAUUACAGUUAAGGGCCCAAAGGGGGAAUCUUCAGUUCUCCAUGACAGAAAAUCUGGAAAAAAGUUCUCCAUCGAUGAUGCUCUGCGCCUUGGCCACAUUACAAACCAUCAACUUCAGCAAUACAUUAAUAAAGAAAUCUCCAUUCAGGAAUUUGGUAUCAUGGUGUCGGGGAAGAACCGAUAAAGCCAUAUGUUUUAAGAAAAGGCAUUUUGUUUGAAAAUGCUAAGCCCUAUCAUUUGGUCAAAUGCCUGUUGCUUUCUAUUCUAUAUCUUCCAAGUUUUUAGUUUAUCAUAAGUUUUCUUUUAUCUCACCAUGGAUAGAGCUUGGAGACAUAUCGUAAAAAAAACCUUCAUAUAAUUAUUAAAUCAAUGUUUUAUAUAAUACUGUGGGUAACAAUAUUUAAGCUAAACUUUAAUUUCUUUGAUCGGUAUGAGGUUUUUAAAUAGCUUUGAAUUGCUGUCAUUGCUGAAAUAAAAUUUAAAAAAAUCUUGAUGAUUUAUUUGUGACUCUUCCAGGUAUGUCAGAUAUGUGCAAUAAAAGUUGAAUCAA